Messenger RNA from Habropoda laboriosa, 2541 nucleotides. Its product is annotated as IQ and AAA domain-containing protein 1-like. The transcript has 9 exons. Lineage: Eukaryota; Metazoa; Arthropoda; Insecta; Hymenoptera; Apidae. Gene Ontology annotation, molecular function: protein binding; ATP hydrolysis activity; ATP binding. Bases 1 to 2541 code for a protein of 846 amino acids. The record is from RefSeq and is a predicted model, not a curated record.
AUGUCUGAUACUUAUUACAACGAGCUAUGGCUGAUCACGAGGAACGACUUGGACAAGCUGAUACAGCUGGAUCGGAAGCUGCAACAGCAACCAAAAACGGCGGACCAAGGGGAAGGACUGAAUCUACUGCUUCCGAUAUACCUUAGGUAUCGCAAUCUAGCGAAGAGGCUGAUCGUUUGCCACGAUCAAAUGGUACAGACGCAGAAACGAGACUUGAUAAAACGAGUUCUGGAUUGCACGGUCGGUAGAAUGCUGGAGUACAAACAAGAGAUUGUUAACACGAACUACAACGAUUAUCAAUGGCCUGACGACUUCAUGUACCAGUUCAAGUACACACCGGACGAUGUAGAGAAUUGUGUGUCCGCUGUUGGGAAAGACGUCGUGCAACAGCGUAAAGAACGUAUUCAGAAGUUGAUAGAGGAUGCCUUAACAAUUUCAGCGGAGAUCAUCGAGAGUGAAGAACCUUCCGCGGACGUGGACAUGGAGAGUAUGGAAUCUCGGGAAAGCUCGCCGAAACUUCGAAGAAGAAGAGUAAGAGAGGAGCCCUCGGAGACCAAACAACCGGCGAUUCUUCAGGAGACACCGGAAGAGAUAGCGGCUCGGGAAGCUCGUGAAGCUGCCGAACAAGCUAUUCACAACUCGAUGUUGCUCAUUCAAUGUCACGAAAGGGCGAGAAUGGGUCGCCGUACCGGAGCCGAAGUGCAGCGUAUGUACAACUACAACAAGAAAUUGGAAAGCGGAGAGAUCGUGCCGAAAAAGUUGCACAGAGAGGUGUACAUGAACGCUGCCAAAACGAUACAGCGCGCUUGGAGAAGAUACAAAGCGAAGAAGAGGAUGAAGAAACGUAUCGAAAUUAAGGAAGAGUUGCUUGGUAUGACGAUACCGAGCUGGAAGUCGAACGAAAUAUUAGACAAGGACAGGGAAGAUUUUCAGAGGAAGCUGACGUUGAUGCCGAGGUUCGCUGAUCGAAUCGUGAAAGCGACAGAAAACGAGCGAACCAGGUUGUUCAAAAUUAGAGGACCCGGUUUGGUGGAGGACAUCACAGACGAGAUUCGAGAAUGGUUCAUCGUGUGGUACAACGACGUGGGACAUUUCGACGUGUAUCCAGCUGCAAAUCUAGGCGGCAGCGUGUUAAUUGCCACAGGAGAGACCCUAACACCUAAGCAGUUUCUGGCGCAGAAAUCCGCGAAAGAGAAAAAAUCAGCCGCUGCGAAAGCUAAACCUAAGAAGAAGAAAACUCCGUGGAUGCCAGAAACAACGGCGUAUACCCUCCUCGACGAGGCCAAUCGAGAUUUCGUGAAGGAUUGGAGCUUUCGCGACGAUUCGAACGAUCGUAACGAGAAAGUGUAUCACGAUCUGAUCAAGGAUAAACUAUGCUACGAACUUCAACUGGAGAUGAGGCAAAUAACGGACGAAUUGAUGAGGUUGGAGCUGAAGGCGUUGAACAGAGCACUGAAGAAAGACUACGCGGCUGAUAAGCGAAAGCUCGAUAUUCCGAAGGAGAAAAGGAGGAAGAAGAAGAAGAAGAAAGAUCCACUGGACGACAUGUCCACGGAAGAUAUGUUCAAAGAAUUGGUCAGAGCCAGUAUCAUAAGAAGUUACCCCGAAACUUCGAUCAACGAUUGGAUAGGAGAUUUAUCGUAUCAGAAUUACGAAGCAGCUCGCGAAUAUCGGGAUUACAAGCAUCGUAUGGGUGAGAUCAAGCAAGUGAUCAUGGAAUAUUGCGUACUUCCACUAGGUACAAGGGAGAUACACGAAAUUGCGCCCUUAAUUCGAUCGGUUUGCAUCUGUGGCUUCCCUAGACAUGGGAAGAGCUUCUUGGUGAACGCGAUUUGUUCCGAGAUUGGAGCAGUGAUGUUCGACAUGACGCCGACCGUUUUGAUCGACAAAUACACCGGGAAGCGAAACGAGCGUAAAUUGAUCGACAUGAUCUCGCGGAUAGCCAGGGUGUAUGCACCGUCGGUGAUUUUCAUCGACAACGGUGAAAAACCGUGGCUGAAGAAAGUACCACCACAGGAGAGAUACCACAAGCCGAAGAGAUUCGCCAAAUACUAUCCGAAACUGGUGAAAAGCAUCAAGCGCGGUGAUCAGAUGCUAUUUCUCACGACCUCCUCGGAGCCAUAUAAAGCAACAAGACCCUUCGUCAGGAUCCACGACAAGUUCAUAAUGAUUCCUCUCACGGACUACAACACGCUGUACAUGUUUUACAAAGAUCUGCUGAUGAAGUACCAUGGAAUCGAUCGUAACAUCGACGUCUCCUGCCUGGCGAGGAUGUCCGUGGGCAUUCCGUUGGAAUUCAUCAGCAACGCGAUCGAGAAUGUCCUGAAUCUACGUAGAAGGAUCACGCUGAGGUUCAAACCGUUGAUGGUGAGCGAAAUUAUAGAGGAGGUGUUGAAGUACGAGCCACCGAAGCCGAAGAUAAUGUCUCAGUUCGCAAAGUUCGAAAAUCGAACACCGCUUGCCAGAAGGAGGACCAGGUUAUUGGCUGCGGAGAAAGCAGAACAUGAGCGUCUUCAGAAAGAGAAGGAAGCUAGUAAAUGA